AUGCUGCCCUCGGCCACCCCGCUCCUCCAGGCGCCGCGCCCCGGAACGGGUGUUCCGGGUCCAUCCCCAGAGCGGUGUUUCCGCCCCUCCUACCGCCCCGCAGCGGGUAGUCGGGCCCGGAGCCGGCGUCCGCACUCCCCUCCUGCCCGGCGUAGCACCGCCUCUGGCCCGGGUGCAGAGGCCCGGCGCGCAGGCGGGGGGCGCUGUGGCCUCGGCGCGGGCACACAGCGGCCGGGCCGGACCCGCCUCUUUCCCCUCCCCGCCCACUCCCCACGCGUCGAGUCGCCGGGAAGCCGGGAGGAGAUAGAGCGCUCGGGCUCCACGGCGCUCGGCUCGCAGUCUUCUGGCCGCGCGAAGCAGAGCCAGGUGGCGCAGCCCGAGCCCGGAGCCGGGAGCCGGGACCUUCCCCGGCCGCCUUUGUCUGGGAGCGUGCGGCCUGGAAGCGCUGCUCUCGGGGGCCGGGCCUUGGUGGUGAGCUACACCACCAACGGCUACCCCACCGAGUACAUCCCCACCGCCUUCGACAACUUCUCGGCUGUGGUAUCUGUGGACGGGCGGCCUGUGAGACUCCAGCUCUGCGAUACUGCCGGACAGGAUGAGUUUGACAAACUCAGGCCUCUCUGCUACACCAACACGGACAUCUUUCUUCUGUGCUUCAGCGUGGUGAGCCCCUCCUCUUUCCAGAACGUCUGCGAGAAGUGGGUGCCAGAGAUUCGAUGCCACUGUCCCAAAGCCCCCAUCAUCCUCGUCGGAACUCAGUCGGAUCUGAGAGAAGACGUCAAGGUCCUUAUUGAGCUGGACAAAUGCAAAGAGAAGCCUGUGCCUGAGGAGGCCGCCAAGCUGUGCGCCGAGGAAAUCAAAGCCGCCUCCUACAUCGAGUGUUCAGCCUUGACUCAGAAAAACCUCAAAGAGGUCUUCGACGCGGCCAUCGUCGCGGGCAUCCAGUACUCGGACACUCAGCAGCAGCCAAAGAAGUCCAAAAGCAGGACUCCAGACAAAAUGAAAAACCUCUCCAAGUCCUGGUGGAGGAAGUACUGCUGCUUGGUAUGACGCGGCCAGGAACCCGGGAGGGCGGUUUUGGGACGAGGCCCUCAGUAGAAGCUAUAUUAGCUGAAGGACUCCUCUCAUGGUGUGGAACGUGUAUAGGGAACGUGCGUGUGGCACGGGUGGAGCUCUCCGUGUAUGUCUUUUUUCUUGCCUUUGAUAUCCUUGUUUGUUGGAGCUAAUGACUCAUUCUGCAAGAUAGUUCUGGAAACGUAGAGCUCUAGACCUCCGGAUUAAUUUAUAUCUAAUAUGGAAAAGACACCUCAAAUCUGGGUGUCGAGAAUGAAAUUUUUUUUUGCUACGUUACAGUGUACAGAAGAACAAAAGAAGAAGCGGUGUGGUUAACCCUCCUUUGACUAAGGGCUCCUUCCUGCAAGUGCGUUAUGUCCCUAGGCCAGCUGUGGUGAGAAUCACUCUUAGCUCUGAAACUCCGCACACUUUUAAAAAACUUUUUAAGGAACUGAAAUUUAAGAAAACAAGGAGAGACCUCUGCCAACAACACCUCAAACCAGUCCCUUUUGUCAUAGCUAAUACCUGGUUGCUUAAGAUCUCCAGUCAGCCAGCAGAGAACAUCCUAGGAGCUCUCUGGCACUGCGCAUACCAAAAGGAAAAAAUUGGUCAUUGGGAUUUUUCAUUCUUGGUCCAGUUGUGUUGACAUUGUAUAAGCAUAGCCAACAUGCCAUGUGGAGUAAAGCAAGUAUUAGUCAGAAGCGCUUACGUUUUCUUUAGGGAGUGAUUCACGUUGAGAUCAGAAUGUGGUAUUUGCUGUUUGUACGUGUGCACCAAACUGCCUAGAUCCCUGGUAGUCAGAACACUAGGGAGCAUCUAACGGAAUUGUUUGAAAACUUCCAAACUAUUUAAAUUAUCCCAUCUGCAGGGAAGUGGACACUCUUGAAAGGCCUGCAGCAAACGUUUGUAGGAGACAAAAUGUACUUUUUUCCCCUUAAGUCAGCCAAAAUGUAGACACACACACACACACACACACACACACACACGCACGUAUGUGGCUGUAUUUGCUGCUGAUUCAGACUUUUAAACAGUUAAUGAGAAAAAGCAUGGCCGCAAAAACAGAUGUGAGGGAAGCUCAGCUUCCUCUUUUUAUUACUUUUUUGAACAGAUCUCUUUUUGAUUAUAUCCUACUCAGUUAUGAUUUUAAGUAUAUCUUGACACAGUUUUGAAACCAUCUUAAAACACGAACAUCUCUUAAAACCUGUUUUAAACUGAGUGUCUCUUGAAACCUGUUAAAACAACCGGGCAAAGCCACAGAUGUCUUUCAGGGAACUGGCCGCAGAGACCAGGGAUGCGAGUCAUAGGGCGCCCGGGCCAGUCUGCUGUGGCCUGGCCAGAAGCGGGGUUCGUGUGCGGACCACAGCUCCCUCCCGCAGCUGCGUCCUUGUGGGGGACAGCCAGACAACCAUAUACUUGUGCAACACUUGUGUUCUUCAAGGUGGCAGUUCUUAGGGCUUCAUCUUCUGGAGAAAAAAAGUUCCAUAUCAGAAGAGUCGGGUUUUUUUACUUUGUGAUCCCUUGCUUCUGAGAUGCCAAAAGGUAGCCUACCACAUGAAUUACAAUGUCUGACUGUAGUGGGUGAAACAGAUUUACCAAAAUCAAUUCAGUAACUAGGGAAACUUCUGUAGAGCCGUGGGUAGAAAAUUCUUACCUUUCUGUGGGUCUUGCAUUUUCUUUUUUAUAUUUAAAAAAGCGUAUUUGUGUUUUUCUAUAGAAGAAAUAAAGGAUUGGGUUAGGGGCUUCUUUGAUCUGUGUUAGUAAAUAAAAUUAACGGAUUUCUUUGUUUAAAAACUAAAACACAUGGAUUGUUCACUAUUUAUUUUUCAUUAUUGAAAUUGAUAUCAGUCAUAGCUUCCCAAAGCAUUUAGUUAUAGCCUGAAUGACUACAAUUACGUCAUUUGUGGAAACGCUCCGAACAGGCUCUAAGCUGGCCUGCCUGGCUCACCUGUCUGUGAGCAGCCGGUUUCCCAGGCUGGGCUCUGUCUGUUCUGGGUGCAGAGGUGGGAGCGGUGGGAGAGUUACUUGGUGAGUAAUUUUAAACAGUAUUUUUAUAUUUAAGCAAAUGUCAUGGAGUACAAUGCAAAUUAAUUUUUAAGAUAGAACACAAGACUUGAAAAAGUUCAAUGCACGCGGCAGCAUAUGGAGCUGCUCUUGGUUCCCUGGGGUGAGGGCCACAGCCCCCUCUGCCUGGGGGCCACUGGUGGAAAGCUGGCCGUGGAGCGCCUGUGUGGCCCAGUUCUGAGAGCUUUACUCAAGUGGUUUAUUUUUAACCCAACUUGAUACGAUCCGUACCAUUAGCGCUAAAAAUCUAGAGGGUUGACAUUUAAACACAACCGUUUUUAACAUGUUGCUGCAUUUUACAGAUUAGUGAAGGUACGAUCGAUUGUAUUUCAGGUUUUCCUCCAUUUUUGUUCCUUUGUGUGAUUGGGCAGAAAAGUUUUUAAAAGUACGUGCUUGAGUUAAACAUAGAGUCGAUCCACUUCAAAGCUGAAACACUGUUCAACUUGGAGCUUGGUUUUGCAGAGAAGAUUUUAUGAGUUGUGCUUUAGAAAAUGCCACUUUAGCUGAGCUCCUACAGUGUAGGCCAGUCCUAAUUUAAAAAUACAGUAUACUUCCAACCUGUUUUAUCACUUUUUACCAUGUAUGUGGAAAUUAACCUUUUGUAAUAUUGUUCUCUGUGCUUGACAGACUUCAGGAGAAACCACCCAGGUAUUACAUAAGCCGAAAUGCAGGCACGGUCUUCUCCCCAGACUGUCGUAACCUGGUGCCUUACCAAGUUGUGCUGCUCUGUGUUCAAGUGUAAAUGAUGUUGAGCAGAACGUCGUCCUUGAAAGUGCUAUAAAUGAGGUGGUAUGAAAUAAAUUCUGACUUAUGGG
Messenger RNA from Ailuropoda melanoleuca (giant panda), 3929 nucleotides. It is a transcript of the gene RHOU, whose product is annotated as ras homolog family member U. The record is from RefSeq and is a predicted model, not a curated record. Lineage: Eukaryota; Metazoa; Chordata; Mammalia; Carnivora; Ursidae. The transcript has 4 exons. The coding region runs from base 1 to 1050 and encodes 349 amino acids. Gene Ontology annotation, molecular function: GTP binding; GTPase activity. Gene Ontology annotation, biological process: small GTPase-mediated signal transduction.